Symbiodinium sp. CCMP2592 is the source of this 1212-nucleotide messenger RNA. The record is from the annotation of a GenBank genome assembly. NCBI's taxonomy places the organism in Eukaryota, Dinophyceae, Suessiales, Symbiodiniaceae.
AUGCCGUGCCAGCACCAGGAAUACCAGGAAGCCUGCGCAUCAUCGGCCGCUGAAGAUGACUUGGCUGAGCUGCUGACAUUGAUGGAGGAGGACGAGCUCGAAGAGUCGACCAGCAGAGAAAGAAAAGCUGGGAAAGCUGGGACCAACGCACUGCGUUGGUCCUGGCUCCAUGCCCUGGUGAUGAGCGUCGCUUUGCUCGGUCUCUGCAUCCUGAUGGGGGUCGUGAUGGGCAACAUGAGAAGCUCUGGGCGUGGCAGAGCCGAAGCAAGACUAGCGCUGUGGCCAGAGCCAUUGUGGUCAAACCCUUGUGCUGGAAGCAUUCAGGUGAGUGGCCUGGGCACCGUUCCGUUGAUCAACGCGAAAUACAACCUUCCAAGUGACCCGGCGGGCAACGUCUGGAUGGAGGACGCGGCAGUGGUCAUCGCUGACAAAGGCCGAACUUACUGGGGAACUUCCUGCAAUACCUCAGGCCACGAAGAAAACUUCGAUCCAUCUGGUUACGUCGAACUGCAUCUCUUGGGGAAGAGACUCGAGUAUACAACUCACAUCGAUGGCGUCCAAUGUGGCUGUAAUGCGGCUCUCUAUUUGGUCUCCAUGUCUAGAAGUCCUUGGCAGUCAACUUGUGAGGACUACUACUGUGAUGCGAUGAGCAUAUGUGGAGUGCAAUGUCAUGAGAUCGACCUGCAAGAAGCGAACAUGCGUGCAUUCCAUUCCACAUUCCACGACCUGGAGUCGGAGAGGGCUCCCAGCCUUGGAACUGGUGGAGGCGGCGACACCUUUACUGGGCCUCGAGACUUCGGAUCGACACAGUAUGGAGAGGGCAGCAGCUGCAUCGACACGAGGGAGAAGUUCCGGGUAUCGGUGGAGUUUCCUGUGCAUGAAGGCACCGAGGAGCUCAAGAGCAUUGACAUCACCCUGUCGCAGAAUGGCUGCAGCGUGCGGUCAUCUGCGUCGAAGUUCAAGGAUUCACUAGAAGUCCUGAGCAAAGUCUUGAAAAAGGGCAUGACCCCUGUCAUGAGUUAUUGGCGGGACGCAAACAUGAUGUGGCUGGAUGGCAACGGACCGGACGAGGUUGACUACUGCACAGAAGACAUGGAUGCCAACAGCACCUGUGCGAGCACUGUAACCUUUACCGACUUUGCGCUCAGCACCCUGGAACCACGAAUCGAAAUUGAUGAGCCACUGCCUAUUCUGGCCACAUUUUCUUCGUAG